Messenger RNA from Alosa sapidissima (American shad), 1940 nucleotides. It is a transcript of the gene tmlhe, whose product is annotated as trimethyllysine hydroxylase, epsilon. The coding region runs from base 252 to 1502 and encodes 416 amino acids. The record is from RefSeq and is a predicted model, not a curated record. Gene Ontology annotation, cellular component: mitochondrion. NCBI's taxonomy places the organism in Eukaryota, Metazoa, Chordata, Actinopteri, Clupeiformes, Clupeidae. The transcript has 8 exons. Gene Ontology annotation, biological process: carnitine biosynthetic process. Gene Ontology annotation, molecular function: iron ion binding; trimethyllysine dioxygenase activity.
GUUGACUCAUAGUCGGUCGAAUAAUAUGUGCUGGCUUGACUCCUUUGAACUUGUCCACUCGUUUGCUGACCGGCCGCCCACCAACUUUUUCAGUCAGCGAGAGCUUAUUAGACAUUCUCUGGCGAGAGAUUCAUUUGUUCAAUCAUUCAUUUGCGCAUCGUUUAUGACAUAAAAGACCGCGGAAAGCGGUCUCGUUAGAAUCUAUAGUAUUGCUGUGUUGCUGCGAUUAACCAAGAUAGUACCCGACAAAUAUGUUGCUGCGACGAAUUCGCCUGCCUUGGUUUUCUGUGUUGAAGGCUCAGGUGACAAUACCUGCUCGAUUGCAACGUUCAUGUGAAACUCUGAACAGCAACCGCUGGCUGCACACAACUCCUCACCCAAGCCUUUGCUCCUGGAAGGCCAGGGACGAUUGUUUAGAGCUUAAAUAUGGUGGACUAGUCAUGCAGUUUGACUACAUGUGGCUGAGGGACCACUGCCGCUCUGCAUCGUGUUAUAACAGCAAGACCAAUCAACGGAGCCUGGACACUGCCAGUAUUGACCUCAGUAUACGUCCAGACCAGACAAGGGUUGAUAAUGAAAAUCUUUUCUUGACAUGGCCAGAUGGUCACAUUACACAAUAUAAACUGGAUUGGCUAGUACAGAACAGCUAUGAGGGUCAGAAACAUAGUGCCAUGCAGCCACGUAACCUAUGGAAUGCCAGCAGCUACACACGUGCUGAUGCUCGCUCUGCCAGAUGGGAGAAGUUCAUGAGCUGUGACCAAGAGCUGAAACUUUUUCUCAACAACUUCUUGCUCUAUGGCAUUGCCUUCGUGGAGGAUGUGCCAGCGACUGUUGAAGCCACAGAACUGGUGACACAGAGAGUCAGUCUCAUUAGGGAGACAAUGUAUGGAAGGAUGUGGAGUUUUACCUCUGACUAUUCCCGAGGAGACACGGCCUAUACCAAACUGGCAUUAGACCGCCACACUGAUACUGCAUAUUUUCAGGAGCCCUGUGGGAUCCAAGUGUUCCACUGUCUUAGACACGAGGGCACUGGUGGCAGGACACUGCUUGUGGACGGCUUCCAUGCGGCAGACCAAGUUCUUCAGAGGUCGCCUGAGCUCUUUGCGAUCCUCUCACAGGUGCCCAUAAAGCAUGAGUACAUAGAGAAUCUCAGUGAUCAUUGCAACCACAUGAUUGGCAUCGGUCCAGUACUGAACGUUUACCCGUGGAACAAUGAAGUCUACAUGAUUCGCUAUAAUAAUUAUGACCGUGCAGUGAUCAACACAGUCUCACAAGAUGUGGUUCAGCGUUGGUACAGGGCGCAUCGUGCGUUGACCUCAGAGCUAAGAAAUCCAGAGAAUGAGCUGUGGGUGAAGCUGAAGCCUGGGAAGGUCAUCUUUAUUGACAACUGGCGGGUUCUGCAUGGAAGAGAGUCGUUUACAGGCCUGAGGCAAUUGUGUGGAUGCUACCUGACCCGUGAUGAUGUCCUCAACACGGCACGCUCACUGGGGCUCAAGGCAUGAAGACAUUAGGCUCUCCUCUCAAAACUCUCAAAUCAACUCCAAUAGAUGGGUGUAAAGACCAACCAUACAAUGUUCCCUAUGAAAUCAAAUGGCUUUGGGCACAAUGCACUUUGUAAAAAAAACAAAAACUUGUCAUUGAAAAAGUUGCUAUAUUCUCUAUCAGUUAUUAUUGUCAGUUCACGUUAUUUACAUUAGGAAUCAAUCACUCAACACUUUAUCCGUAUGUUUCCUCAUUUACAGACCUAGCAUUCACAAUAUUACUAAAAUUGGUAAAAUGAAAUCUCAACUUACAUUUUGAUUUGUGCUGCUUGUGAUUUAAGUAAUCAAGUAUUGUUUAUAUACUCGCCCUCUGCUUGGUUCCCCAUACUGAUUCAACCUCAACUAAAUUGUGUGUAAAUAAAAACAACAGUGUGCAGGAUUCUGCUUCUUUGAAAGUUA